Molecule: messenger RNA, 3381 nt
Organism: Recurvomyces mirabilis
Lineage: Eukaryota; Fungi; Ascomycota; Dothideomycetes; Mycosphaerellales; Teratosphaeriaceae
Exons: 2
Coding region: 1-3381 (1126 amino acids)
Biological process (GO): TOR signaling; regulation of actin cytoskeleton organization
Cellular component (GO): TORC1 complex; TORC2 complex
Molecular function (GO): protein binding
Source: RefSeq, a predicted model, not a curated record
AUGCGUCCGUCUGUGGCGCCGACAGCAUUGACAUCAUUGAAUAGUGAUCUUAGCGCCCGCGUAGUGCCACCAACUUUGCAGCUUGGCAAAGCAGAUGAUGGACUGAAGGGCAAAAGUGCCGAUGUGUCGCUCGCAAAGUCCCCUUUGCCUACCCCGUUGCAGACUUCCCCAGAUCACCCUUCAAGUUCUGCGCCACCAGGCGAGCAUUCUGAAAGGUCUCGAAUUCCAUGGCAGAUAUCGGAUGUGUCAGAUGUGUCCGACGAGGAGGCGAUGCGUCUUAAACGCAUUCGAGAUUUUGACAACUAUCAUGCAAGUAGCGGCGUGCGGCACAAGAGCAGUGGGCCGCGCACAGCGCCCAUCUCAACCAGUAUGAGAGCAUCCUUGGACCUUGCGACGUCUCGUCCCUCACCCGGUCUCCAGGUCGAGGCCCAGGUAGUGAAAGGUAGUGAGGAUGGGCAGAAUGACUCGAGAGCUCGAUUGAAGCGCUACUCGGACACAACAAGGUCGCUAAAGCGAAACCUGGCCACACCACCGCUCUCUGACGACCCGCGAACACAAUCGAAGCGACAUCAGCCUGCCAAACAAGCACUUGAAUCGAUACCUCAAAGGACCGCGCAGCCGUCUAAAGAUGUCGCGACUUACAAGCGAAGCACCGCCGCUCCGGCGCCGGGCAGUCUUGAGCUCAGGAAGAGUAGCGGCUUCCUGGACGAUACAGCCACACAUCAGGAGGUGUUCAAGGCCGAUAUCACGCAGAGCACAACAAAAUCUGUCCUAACACCUCAAGUGAUGGAUGAAAAAGCCGCCUCCAGACCUUCCGCUGGAUCGUGGUACACGGAUAAAGAAAAUGCUCUUCUAGCACAAUUGAAAGCCAUCGACAAGCUAAGCUGGACGGAAAUAAUGGCAUAUUUUCCCGAGCGCAGCCUAGGUUCCGUCCAGGUCCAUUACUCUACGACGGUGAAGGGGCGUUACCCAGACGCUGCAAAGCAAGCCGUGGUACCGCCAGCGCUGAAUCUGGACCAUGCUAGUGCACGACGCAUUGUCCCCAAAGCUCGGGCGAGACGCAUCGAGCUAGAGGUUCAUUCGGCACCCAAUCGCCGCCGUCGAGGAGGUGGACCAUCAGCAGUGGACGGGUUCGUCCCUUGGACCCAAGUCAGUGUUGAGGCUUUAGAGAGGCCCGAAGUCGAGACACCUGUAGAGGAUUGGUCGAGCGGUACCGCGUUCGAUGACUCCUUGCGCGGGCAGGACCGUGCUUUCCCCAGCAGUCUGGCACGAGUCCUGCGCCAACGUGAGCUGGGCAAGACUGGAAGUCGCGGCUGGUCUUCUGCUCACAAGCGCAUCACGGACGAGGCGAUCAAUCAUGUGCUUACGAGUUAUACGCCAUGUCUACACUUUGAGGCUACUUCUGGAGAUGUCACUUGCGUCGCCUGGCGCAACGAUGGCGUCGGCUUUGCUGCAGGUUCGAUCGCGAUUACUGACGAUCGAUCGAUGCAAUACAAUAGCUCCAGGAAUCUGCUUAUCGGAGAUACAUCGAGUUCAGGACUCCAAGAACUGACUGAACAUCACAUCCCACGCCCUGUGAUAAGUGACAGUGAUAAUCCCAACGCUCUACACUCGAUGCGCGAGUCUCAGGAUUCUCGUUUGUUCACCACUGUCGCGAACGUCGCAUACUCUGCCGACGGCAGCAGGAUGUACACCGCUGGCAGCGACAGAAUGGCACGUGUUUAUACCACCAGCCGGGUCGUCACCAAAUACAGCUGUCAAUAUGCGAUUGAGCACGCCGCUGCGGUCGACAUUCUAGACCUUCAAGGAGACCUCCUCGCAACAGCAUGCCACACAAGCGAGGAUGGCAGUAUCGCCAUUUUCAAAUGUACUGAGCAAUCAUACUCAAAGUUGAUGUCCUUCUCACCGACUCGUGCCGACUCCCAGUCGUCUCUACCGACCUUUCCAUCCGCCUUGAGAUGGGGUGCCGCCUGCCAUCAUAAGGGCUUACUGCUCGCAGGCUAUUCAAGUGACGGCAAUGAUGAAUAUCGGGACGCUGUUGGUGAGACUGCUCUAUGGAACGUGGAGACAGGACAGCGAUUCGACCUAAGCACCACCACUCACAAUGUCUUCGACGUGGCGUGGAACCCUUCAUCGAGCAGUGCAUCAGAUGCAUUCUGUGUCGCUGGUACUCCUGGACAUGGCAGAUCAGUCCCGGGACGGAAGAGCGUUGUUCGGUGUUACAGCGUGAACUUAUUCCGUGGCAGGGCUAAGCAGGUUCUUGAGUGGGAUUGUCCUGCGUAUGACAUCAACGACGUCCUAUACUGCCCCUACGAUGAUAAUCUGAUCGCUGCUGGAGCCACUGACGGCAAGGUCUACAUUUGGGACAAGCGUUUCGCUUCUCGAAAUCAGAACCCAAUGCACAUCCUGUCGCACGGCGAGUCUUUGAAUGUGCUAGACCAUGACCGGGAGCGGGAGCUUGUCGACACAGGUGUAAGAUUCUUGUCGUGGGGCGCCACUUCGACACGGCUGUAUUCUGGGUCAUCUGAUGGUGUAGUCAAGGUGUGGAAUCCGCACAGAGCCCCCGGGUGCGCUUUCGUGGAAGACGUAGCAACUUUCCAGACAGCCAUCAUGUCUGGUGCGUUCAGCCCUGACUUUAGAAGCUUGCUGGUCGGCGAAGAGCGAGGCAGAAUCAAUCUGCUCAGAAUUGGAGGUUGCGACGAUGAAGAUGAAAGCACUUUCCCUUCUCGGAGCUUUGGCUUGCAUAGCAGCGCUCCAGUCAUAAACGACGAACAACGAUACGCUGCCGCGAAAACUCUCCUGGACUCCAAACAGAUAGAGCUGCGGCCCUGGGGAGCUAUGCCAAAGAGACAAGCAGUGCAAGGCUCUGCAUACUUGGGUCCGUAUUUGCAACCAUCUGCGUUGGAUUUCGAGCGCGCACAGAAUGCCUAUGACCAGGCAAUACAGCGACAGAGUGCCUUGGGCGCAGACAGUGACUGCGACGGCGAAGAUAUGAGUAAAGCAUUGAGAGAUGUAGAAGGUUGCCAAGCGGCAUUGACUGCUUUGCGUUGCAGAGAGCUUGCAUUUGCAGAGGACGAACCGGUAGCAUGUGCCAAGCAGCGUGCAUGGCGUCAAGCCGUGAAGCGUCGUAUCACGCAGGAAGAUGAUGCCGACUAUUGCAAACUCGACUGCAACUACUUUGCGCCGUCGAUAGUGGAUGGAGUAGCAGAUACACAGGCGUCCGCUCAGCGCAUCGCUGGUGCAUUGCAGGCUCUGCCGCGAGGCAAACUUGAUCUUACACCUCUCGACUGCACGGCGUUAUUCGACAAUGGUUUCGCGGGGCCGUGCAUGUACUGCCCGGCAAUAUCUGUCAAGAAGCCAGAAAUGCCAGGCGCGCUGUAG